CGACGCGUGCUGAGGCUCUUGCCAUGGUCAAGAAGGUCGGCGAGCCGUGCACGCUCUACUGCAAGGGCCGUAUCCUCGGAUACAAGAGGAGUAAGGUGAACCAGUACGAGAACCAGUCGCUCAUCAAGAUUGAGAAUGUCAACUCGAAGUGCGACACGGAGUUUUACAUGGGCAAGCGGGUGGCCUACAUCUACAAGGCCAAGCGGGAGAUCAACGGCAGCAAGUUCCGGGUCAUCUGGGGCAAGGUCUGCAGGGCGCACGGCAACAACGGCGUGGUGCGCGCCAAGUUCCGGAAGAACCUGCCGCCCUCGUCCAUCGCCGGCCCGUGCCGGGUCAUGCUCUACCCGUCUCGCAUCUAGAGUCGCGCCGCGCGCUAGAGAGACGUGAAUGUGCCCUCAUCCCUUUCCCGCGAGUGACGAGACCGAGGCGCGCAAAUAGAUAGCUUCUCGGUCGUUUGUGUCAUGUAUAACAGCCCGACUGCACGUU
Messenger RNA from Emiliania huxleyi CCMP1516, 486 nucleotides. RefSeq lists its product as hypothetical. Gene Ontology annotation, biological process: ribosomal large subunit biogenesis; cytoplasmic translation. Gene Ontology annotation, molecular function: structural constituent of ribosome. Lineage: Eukaryota; Haptophyta; Isochrysidales; Noelaerhabdaceae. The transcript is spliced from 4 exons. Gene Ontology annotation, cellular component: cytosolic large ribosomal subunit; ribosome. The coding region runs from base 24 to 359 and encodes 111 amino acids. The record is from RefSeq and is a predicted model, not a curated record.